AUUUGCCCGGGCGAGCCGGGCAUCGGGUGUGUGUUGUAUAUGUGUCUCUAGUAUCGUUGUAAUCACGUGAAUUGGACAAUUGUCCGGGUUGUAUGUUACAGUUACAUCAUUAAAAGAGCAAGUACUGGCUGAUAGCUGGUGAUAGGCGACAGGCUAUCGGCGGCCGCUAGCCGUUAAUUCAAAAACUCGAGCAGUAUAGCGAUUUUGAUAUUUUACGACAAUAUUACAGGCAGAGUGUGGGGGACAGAGUGAGAGUGAAGGACCAAGAAGAAGAGGGAGCGAGACCGCGGCUGUGUCCGACACUUAUGUUACACGCCCAGGCCGUAUUGCUGCGUCACAUGGGCCGCGUUCAUUGGUCGAUAGAGCACCGUGACGUCACAUACGUGAGGAUGAUUGGCUAAAAGUCCGGGUCCCGGACACGUGAAUCGUGGCCAAGCAAGCAUGGCUGUUGAUGCGCAGUGGUUAACACUUGUAAAAUGUUUCUGCCACGCGCCAGAUCGAUCAGGUUAACGUGAUUCUGAUGAUUUUUAAAAUAAACCAAAAACAAUACUCUGAUAAAUUGUUUGUUAACUCGCUGGUUCAUAAAUAAUUUAAAUUAAUAUAUAAACAAGUUGACGGAAGGAAGCCAGAGUUGGAGCAGUUGGUCGUCAGCAGUCAGUGCCGAACAAAAUAGCCUACAUGCUAGCGAGCACACAUGCAGACAGGGCUUAUCUCAAACAAAAAUACCGCGUGUGUAAGUGUCCAAGUGUCAUUAUUCCCAGUACGUGGGGCUGUGUCGCAGCCAUAGUCAGAGUAAACGUUUUGGAGGGGCAAAUAUAAAUCUAAAAGCUAACGUGUUAAAUCACCAGCACGUUGAGACGUUGAGUAAAAAAAUUUAGCCUUCAGCUGGGAUUGAUUUCUCCUCUCGUGAAAGUGCCCAAGCGCGCGUAGCGGUUCCAUUGUGUUGUAUGACUCAGACGCAGAGACUUGUCAUUUAUUUUUCGUUGCUGACAGCCGGAUUAUUGUAAUUUUAUUGGGACAAGUCUCAGGUAAAAAUGAGUCUCGAGACACUUUUGGAAGCGGCACGUUACGUUGAACAGCAAGAGAAGAAGAGGGAACGUGCUGCAAGUACAUCCUCUUCUUCAGAUCACUCUUUUGCGGUAGCGCCUUAUUCUAAUCAUCACAAUUCUAAUGAACCACGUGGUGCUAAAUUAAAGAGAGAAAGAUCCGAGCCAGAUGACCUGUUUUGUGAGGAGAAAAUGCUGAUAAUUGAUGAAGAAGAUCCUCUGGACAUCAGCAGAUCUAAUGGGAACCAUGCGACAGGACUGCGUGCCAGCCCGGUGAUAGCAAGCACUAGGUCCCUCGGCAAUCAAAAUUCCAUAACUCACAUUACAAGCCAUCAUCAGCAUCCACAUCAUCAUCACAAUUACCAGCAACAGCCUCAGCCUCAGUCACAGUCUCAACCUCAGCCCCAGCCUCAGCCUCAGCCUAUUCAGCAUCACAAUAAUCACAACAGUGCAACGCACAAUCAUUAUGUCGAUAAUUAUAAUUCUAAUCACACUUCGAGCAGUGGAAAUGGUGGGACGUCGAUGUCCACUGAUGAGUCUGCCCAUGAUAGUAAAAAACAUCGAAAUGGACCCUGUGUUAUCAGAUCUGGUACCAGAGAAGUUCACAAUAAAUUAGAAAAAAAUAGAAGAGCUCAUUUGAAAGAAUGUUUUGAAUUAUUAAAAAAACAACUACCAGCUCAAGAUGAAAAAAAGUCAUCUAAUUUAUCAAUUCUUCAUGCAGCCAUCAGACACAUACAAUUAUUAGUAAGAAAAGAGAGAGAUAAUGAACACGAGAUGGAAAAACUGGCUCGUGAAAAAAUAGCAUCACAACAGAGGAUAGUGGCAUUAAAAAAAGAGUUGGCUGGUAGAUGGCCGCAUCUUGAUUUCAAUCAGAUAUUAAAGGAGUCAAACCUUGCUGUCGAUACAUCUGGAUCUAAAAAUCUAGCAGAGGCAAUGGACGUUGAUGUGUCGGCAAGUUUAGCACGUGGUGGCACACGUUACAGCAGCACAAGUAGUCUAAGUAGUGCAGCAACAGCAAAUUCACCCCAAAAUCAUCAUCAGUCGACUGGUACAGUGACUCAGUCAACGUCGAUCCAAAAUCAAACGGCUACUGCUGCUGUUGUAUGCCAGACACAAGGUUUAAAUCUCGCUCAAAGUUCUAGAGAAAGUCCGCCAACAAUUUCUAGUCCUGGAGCAUCAACACCUAGCAUUCCUACUCCUGCGCAGGAAAAAGUAACAUCUCCAACAGUGGUACAGCAAUCUCACCAAUUACAUUUACCGAUAAGUGCCCAAAUGUUAAACACAAGUCAGGGUUUGGCGACAAUAGUACCGACACUGCAGCAUCUUGGUCCAGGUUUGCGGGUGAUACCCGGGGACACGCGACAACUGCUGGUGACACACACAACUGGCAACAAUGAAACGCGUCCUCUGACAUUGGCUGUGCAGAAUUCAACGGAUCAGUCACCGCGGCCGCUUAUUGCGGUCCAAUCCCAGGCUGGCACAGAUCCAAGACCGGUUGCUCUGGUGGUACACUCGACAGCAGCAAAUGACAAUCGCGUUACUUUUGUACAUUCAAAUCUUUCUAAUCAAGAACGGCCACUAGCUCUAGCCGUCCAGUCGACUGCCAGUGAUGUGCGCCCGGUUACUUUUGUCCACUCGGGUAAUGAAGGAAGACCUUUAGUUCUUGCAGCACAUCCGCCGCCUCUCAAUGUUACUACGGCACAAACAAGAAUAAGAUCCGGAGAAACUCAAACAACACACAAAAUGGUCGGUGGUGUGACACUAGUCGGUGGUAAUGGAUCUGAAUUAACUAGACUACCUGGUGGCGCUGAAUUAAAUAUUUUACCAGCAACUGGUGUCUUCCGUUCAGUCAAGACACAAUCACUUGCUGUACAAGGAGGACUGACAUUGAGCCACGCCGGAGUUUCACUUCAACAAUCAGGGAAACAGACAACGGCGAUGAUGCAAAACGUACCCACCAGCGAGAGUAUCGCCCACAUAGUAGGUCAGCACACAUCACUAUCCGGACUUACACCAAUAAUGACACCAAUGACCGUCGUGUCGCAGGGAAACAAUCAAGUGACGGCUCACAUUCUCGCUCCGUCAAACCUGACGGGCAAAAUGAUAACAACGCCGAUCCUCAAGUCCGUUGGGCAAGUGCCCCUCGUUAAUGCUCAGUAUCUUAACACAACAAUCGUCAAACCAGUCGUCGUCGUCAGCACGUCAGCCAACUCAACGUCACCUACAAUAACUUCCACAACACAGCCUUCCGUAACGACGCAUUCAAAUGUCUGACAGAAUCGUAAAAAAAUUAAAAUUGUUUGAAAUAUUUUUAAGUUUCUUAAGCAUUUUUUUUUUUUUUUUUUUUUUUUUUUCAGUACUGAGUUUUUAAAAU
This is a messenger RNA of Microplitis mediator, 3420 nucleotides long. RefSeq names its product mucin-2-like. The record is from RefSeq and is a predicted model, not a curated record. Bases 1035 to 3320 code for a protein of 761 amino acids. NCBI's taxonomy places the organism in Eukaryota, Metazoa, Arthropoda, Insecta, Hymenoptera, Braconidae. The transcript has 11 exons. Gene Ontology annotation, molecular function: DNA-binding transcription factor activity, RNA polymerase II-specific; RNA polymerase II cis-regulatory region sequence-specific DNA binding; protein dimerization activity. Gene Ontology annotation, biological process: regulation of transcription by RNA polymerase II.